Messenger RNA from Carcharodon carcharias (great white shark), 2157 nucleotides. RefSeq names its product beta-1,3-N-acetylglucosaminyltransferase lunatic fringe-like. The transcript is spliced from 8 exons. The coding region runs from base 413 to 1531 and encodes 372 amino acids. Gene Ontology annotation, molecular function: O-fucosylpeptide 3-beta-N-acetylglucosaminyltransferase activity. Gene Ontology annotation, cellular component: membrane. Gene Ontology annotation, biological process: regulation of Notch signaling pathway. NCBI's taxonomy places the organism in Eukaryota, Metazoa, Chordata, Chondrichthyes, Lamniformes, Lamnidae. The record is from RefSeq and is a predicted model, not a curated record.
UGAAGUUUGUGACAACUUCAGACACGCUGGAGGCGACAGGUGAUAGACCGGGGAUAGAAAAGCUCAGUUACAUCCCCCGGGCAAAGACGCUGCAGAUCAUUUACAACCGUUUUACUUUUUAAUUGCCCGACUUUGGCUUAAAAUUGAGUGAAAAUUGAGAGGGGGAAAUUAUAAUUUUAUUGAAACAUAGGCAGGACUUGGAGUUGUUUUCUGGAAUAAUUAUAUUUGUGGGAGAGGGAGAUUUUAUUUUUUUAAAGAAGAACAAAAAAAAUCCGAAUGCCAAACGUGUGUUUGCCAAUAAAAUCUCCCCUUUAAAUUUACUGGUUAGAUAAUGUGUCAAUGUCAUUUAAAUUGGACUUCAUUCCAGUGCCUGGACCUUUUAAAAUUGGGAUUUUAAGAAUUUAAAACGAAAAUGCGCCUCUGUGUGAAGAAGAUCUUCCUGGCGAUAUCUGGGGCUACGGUGACUUUCCUGCUGGUCGCUUUGGUGGAUCGCCAGAGGCGUGGGGACUGGAGCGGGGUCAAGAUGAAAGUUGGCCGACUCCCCGCCCCCCCGUGGGGCGGCCACGACUUGAGAGAGGAGCCGCUGGAUGGCCGGGGGCUGGCUGACCCACUGCGGGCCAUCUCGGGUUACAUCGGAGCCCUGGCGUCGGAGCCUGAGCUGGAGGAGCAAGACGGGAGGCCCGCCGGCUCCCAGCUGCCGGGCGGAGGUGCCACUCGCCUGGAACAUCAGGUGGAGUUGAGGGACAUCUUCAUCGCUAUCAAAACGACCCACAAAUUCCACAAAGCCAGACUGGAAUUGCUUCUGAAAACUUGGAUUUCAAGAGCUUGGGAGCAGACAUACAUCUUCACUGAUGACGAGGAUGAGGAGCUGACAAUCAGGACAGGUCAUCGAGUGAUCAACACCAACUGCUCAUCAGCCCACAGCCGCCAAGCCUUGUCGUGCAAGAUGGCAGCCGAGUAUGAUGUGUUCAUCGCGUCGCGUCUGAAGUGGUUUUGCCAUGUCGAUGAUGAUAAUUAUGUCAACGUACGUGCCCUGCUGAACUUGCUGUCAACCUUCCCUCCCAUGCAGGAUGUCUACAUUGGAAAGCCCAGCCUGGACCGACCAAUCGAGGCGUCUGAAAAAUUGCCUAACAAUAAAACAAAAUCGGUCUUUUUUUGGUUUGCCACCGGCGGAGCCGGGUUUUGUAUUAACCGGGGGCUGGCACUGAAGAUGGCACCUUGGGCAAGCGACGGACAUUUUAUGAAUACCGCAGAGAGGAUCCGUCUCCCUGACGACUGCACCAUCGGUUAUAUCAUUGAGGCCAUCCUGGGCGUGAAUCUGAUUCGAAGCCCACUCUUCCACUCCCACCUCGAGAACUUGCAGCUUGUCUCUAAAUCCCAGGUUCAAAGCCAGGUCACUUUAAGUUAUGGGACCUUUGAGAACAAGAAAAACAUAAUCGAGAUGAAAGGAGCGUUUUCUGUUGAUGAAGACCCUUCCAGAUUCAAGUCCAUUCACUGUUUACUUUACCCAGAAACACCUUGGUGUCCCUAAGAGGACACCCCUGACCUCUGUCAUGGUGAGGAUUAAAGGUCAUGCACUGCCAACUCUGCACUUUCGGAAAGCACUUUGGGCCACUUCCAUUUACAGAAAAUGGUGUCAAGUUUAAAAAGAGAGAGAGAGAGGAAAGAAGGAUAACUAAAACUGAAGAGUCGAGUUGACUGAGCUGGACAAUCAUUACUUGAACGGUGGUAAGAAAAUGGCCACUCUUCCAUGGUGUUCGUAAUUAGCGGCCUUCAACUAUGAACAAAAGAGAUAUGACAGUAAAUAAGAAGCACAAGACUUCAACUAGGCCCUUGAUCGGGAACUAUUUUGAAAGAGGAAAUAUUUUAAAAGUAUAUAUUAUCUUAUUUCUUUCCCCCUCACUUAGGGGAGAACUCUGAAUGAAGCUUCCCCACACAGGGUGCCUUUUAGUGAAUGAUGAAGUCGGCCCUGUUUGUUGGCGAGGGAGCCUGUGUGAUGAAUUCUCAAAGGUUCAAAGAAAGGCAGUGAUGCCACACCGUGCAGUAAGAAGCUAACUGAUUGGCUGUUUCCUGACCACAAUGUUGAACAUCUCUUCAAAAGCCUGGAAAAUAUAUUUUUUUUUAAUUAAAAAUGCUAAAGAUUUAUAGUUUUCAUGA